AUGGUUGUUGGUGGCGACAUUUUACGUCUAUUUCAUGGCGAUGAAUGUCUGACCAUAAACCAACCGGACUCAGAAGAAGCCAGCCAAGCCGGAUCUGCUGUACAACUCGGGGCCGGCGGAAUGGUGGGUUUAACUUGCCCUGGGGGACCUCAGAUACCAGGAAAUAUGAUGCUUGGAAUGCUACCUGGCCAUGGCAUGCCAACAACCUGGGGAAUUGCUAUACUUAAUUUGUUUUGUCGCCAGGCACAAACAUCCGACGAAUCAUUUUGCCUUGUCUAUAGUAUUUUUCAGCUGACAUUUUACUAUUUACUUUUUAAAAAUCUUUUUGAUUUCUAUUUUGAUUUGGUUGGUCACUUGGGCACUCUUUCCGGUGGCUUCCUUCUGGAAAUUGCUAUUCAAUACGAUGUGAUAGUUAUUAAAACAGGUUAA
Protopolystoma xenopodis is the source of this 429-nucleotide messenger RNA. NCBI's taxonomy places the organism in Eukaryota, Metazoa, Platyhelminthes, Monogenea, Polystomatidea, Polystomatidae. The record is from the annotation of a GenBank genome assembly.